Molecule: messenger RNA, 3475 nt
Organism: Tarenaya hassleriana
Lineage: Eukaryota; Viridiplantae; Streptophyta; Magnoliopsida; Brassicales; Cleomaceae
Product: probable xyloglucan glycosyltransferase 12
Exons: 5
Coding region: 841-2970 (709 amino acids)
Cellular component (GO): Golgi apparatus
Molecular function (GO): glycosyltransferase activity
Source: RefSeq, a predicted model, not a curated record
CUUUUUUUUUCGCGUGUGAUCAUUAACUCAGAGGUGAAUUCUGUAUCUUAGUUAAUAUCACACGCGAAAUAGCAAAAAAGUUUGGUGUAAGCAAAAACAAAAUCUGGGUAGCGCGUGGAUUUGUCGGAGAGAUUAAUCGAGUUGUUGUGUUGUAAGAAGAACAUUGAUCUUGUGUUCUUGUGAUGGAUCUUUUUACUGCCAAUGAUUUGAGAGAUCUUUGUCAUUAUUCUUCUUCUUAGAAAUUAGGGUUUCUGAGUCACGCGGUGAAAUCCACAAAAUUCCUCUGUUUCUGGUGUAAAGGUAGGGCCUUUUUGUAAAAAGAAGAGAUUUUUUUUUUGUGUGUGGAAAAAAAAAAGGAUUUUGACCAUUAGGGCGUGUUUGUGUUCUCUCUUUUAUUGACAUUUCUUGGUUUCUCCCUCUAUUUAUUCUUCUGGGUUUUUGUAUAUUCUUCAACAGCAGAUUGGCGCAAUCAAAAAGGACGUGUUGAGCUGUUACCAUCUCUCUCUCUCUCUCUUUCAGCUCAUUACGUCUUUUAAAGUUUCCUCUGAUUUCUGGUUGCAAGCUGUAAUUCGACUAAACCUAAUCUGUCGCAUUGCGCGUCGUUCAAUUCGAAUUCAAACUCUGAUACACAUCGAUACAUCUUUCUCGGGAACAGUUCUUCUUCUUCGUCGUCGUCGUUUUCAACUUCCUCCGACUUGGUGUUCUUGGUGGCAAUGGGAUCCAAUUUUUAGCCAUUUUUUCUCCAUUUUCCUUUCUGGGUUUUCUUCUCCGGCUCCUGAAUCCAUCUGGGUUCGCUUCUUUUUCCUCUCUUCGUUUUCGAUCUGGUGAAGGAAAGAAGAAAUGGCUCCUUCGUUUGAAUGGUGGGCUAAACAGAAUAAGAAAGGUACUCCGGUGGUGGUGAAGAUGGAGAAUCCGAACAACUGGUCAAUGGUCGAGCUCGAGUCUCCGUCGGAGGAAGAUUUCCUCAUCGGCGGCCAUGCUUCUCCGGUCGGAAUCCGGGAGAAAUCCAGGAACAAGAACGCUCGACAGCUCACUUGGGUCCUCCUCCUCAAAGCCCACCGCGCCGCAGGUUGUCUCACAUCCCUUGGCUCCGCAUUGAUAGCCCUCGGCGCCGCCGUCCGUCGCCGGGUCGCCGCCGGCCGUACCGACGACGACCCAGACCAGGAAACCACCUCCUCGUCCUCGUCGUUUUCCUCUCCGGAGUCCGAGAACCCGACGGUGAAAUCGAGAUUCCACUCGUGCAUCAAGGUGUUCUUGUGGGUAUCUGUGCUUCUCCUCGCCUUCGAGGUCGCUGCUUACUUGAAGGGUUGGCAUUUCGGAGCUCCGAAUCUGCAGCUUCAGUACAUAUUCACGAUUCCGCCAUUUGAGAUUAAAGGGUUCUUUGAUUCGAUCUACACUCGCUGGGUCCUGCUUCGCGUAGAGUAUCUCGCUCCUCCGCUUCAGUUCCUCGCCAAUGUCUGCAUCAUCCUCUUCCUCAUCCAGAGCUUGGACAGGCUUAUCCUCUGUCUCGGCUGUUUCUGGAUCCGCUUCAAGAACAUCAAACCUGUCCCCAAACCAGACAGCGUCUCCGAUCUCGAAUCCGGCGAGACUGGGUUCUUCCCCAUGGUCCUUGUCCAAAUCCCCAUGUGCAACGAGAAAGAGGUUUAUCAGCAAUCCAUUGCGGCUGUCUGCAACUUAGACUGGCCAAAAUCGAAGCUUUUGAUUCAGAUUCUUGAUGAUUCCGACGAUCCCGUGGCUCAGAGCUUGAUCAAAGAGGAGGUCCAGAAAUGGGAAGACGAAGGCGCUCGAAUCGUGUAUCGACACCGUGAGAUUAGAGAAGGCUACAAAGCUGGCAAUCUCAAGUCUGCUAUGAACUGUAGCUAUGUCAAAGACUACGAAUUCGUCGCCAUUUUCGACGCCGAUUUCCAGCCAACACCAGAUUUCCUCGUCAGAACAAUCCCUCAUUUUAAGGAUAACGAGGAGCUUGGGCUGGUCCAGGCGAGAUGGUCGUUUGUGAACAAAGAUGAGAACUUGCUGACCAGAUUACAGAACAUAAACUUAGCGUUUCACUUUGAUGUGGAACAGCAAGUGAACGGAGUGUUCUUGAAUUUCUUCGGGUUCAAUGGAACAGCCGGCGUCUGGAGGAUUAAGGCCUUGGAAGAAUCCGGUGGCUGGUUGGAAAGAACCACCGUCGAGGACAUGGACAUUGCUGUCCGAGCUCAUCUCCAUGGAUGGAAAUUCAUCUUUCUAAACGACGUUGAGUGCCAAUGUGAGUUACCGGAAUCGUAUGAAGCUUACCGGAAACAACAACAUAGAUGGCACUCGGGUCCAAUGCAAUUGUUUCGCCUUUGUUUGCCCGCUGUAAUCAAAUCAAAGAUAAGCAUAUGGAAAAAGUUCAAUAUGAUCUUCCUCUUCUUCCUCCUCAGGAAGCUAAUCCUACCCUUCUACUCAUUCACCCUCUUCUGCAUAAUCCUUCCGAUGACAAUGUUUGUCCCCGAGGCCGAGCUCCCGGCUUGGGUCGUGUGUUACAUCCCUGCAACGAUGUCGUUUCUCAACAUUCUUCCCGCCCCGAAGUCAUUCCCGUUCAUCGUCCCGUACCUUCUGUUCGAGAACACGAUGUCAGUGACCAAAUUCAACGCCAUGGUCUCGGGUCUGUUUCAGCUGGGAAGUGCAUAUGAGUGGGUGGUAACGAAGAAAUCUGGGCGUUCCUCCGAGGGCGAUCUCGUGGGCUUAGCCGAAACGAAGGAGCCGAGGCAUCAAAGUGACGGGUCUUUACCCGAUACGAAGGUUGAAAUCGGGGAGAAGAAGAAGAAGAAGAAGAAGAAGUACAAUAGGAUAUACAUGAAGGAGCUGUCAUUGGCGUUUCUUCUAUUGACAGCCUCCGCUCGGAGUCUCUUAUCAGCGCAAGGAAUCCAUUUCUAUUUCCUGUUGUUUCAGGGCAUAUCCUUCUUGCUGGUGGGUCUUGAUCUGAUCGGAGAGCAAGUGGAAUGACUGACAUUGAAAGAGCUUUUCAUGGUUUAGGGUUUUUCGGUAGGAGAGUAUAAAGGUUCGAGGACAUUGUAGAAGAACAGCAAAAGGGAAGAAAGCAGAACAAUAAUCAAAAGGGUGGAACCAGGCAGACAUGAUCUCCCCUGUAUCAUCUUCAAGAACUGCAGAUAAAACAGUGAGCAUCCGAUAUCGAAAGAUUCGAUUCGAUCUCUCUGUCUAUGGCGAAACAACAGAGAAAAAGAUGAAAGAGAUCCACCCAAUACGAUGGAGAAGAAGGAGAUGUCAGUAUAUUGCUCAUCGAGAGAAACAUACGUUCGUAGACAGACAUCCUCGGCUUCUGAUGUUGUGUUUGGUAACAUUGUAAGGUUAUCUCUUUUUUUUUUUCUCUCGGAUUGGCCUCGUUUUGUAAUUUUUUUUUUUGUUUCUUGGGGGCAAAUUCUUUUGUAAGAAAGAUUUGUUCGAUUCAACAGCAAAAAAUUUUAGUUAAAGCACAGUUUUUUUUUUUACA